Molecule: messenger RNA, 1786 nt
Organism: Magnolia sinica
Lineage: Eukaryota; Viridiplantae; Streptophyta; Magnoliopsida; Magnoliales; Magnoliaceae
Exons: 11
Coding region: 25-1530 (501 amino acids)
Molecular function (GO): 3'-5'-RNA exonuclease activity; calcium ion binding
Source: RefSeq, a predicted model, not a curated record
GCGCGUAUCGCUAUAAAUACUCGAAUGCAGGCCCCCCCAAAAACGAGAGCGUUUAUUUUUCUGGUUGCAAAGAUAAAUAAUCAGAUGCAAUCCAACAUUUCCUGCUUUCAGCUUCGAGAAGCAUCCGAUAUCUCUUCCUCCUCACAAAGAACCGAAAUGGUGGCGGGAUCGAAUUUCGUUAAGAGCAAUUCCACAGGGCAUGAAAGCAAGCUGAAAGGAUGGAUUUCGAAGCGUGGUAGCUACGGCUCGAUGACAGAUCCUUGCGUGUCUUGUACCACAUUCAAUAUUCUCGCUCCGAUCUAUAAAAGGCUCGAUACGGAGAAUCAGAGCUGUAGAGAGAGCGAGUACAGGGCGUAUUGGCUAAUCCGGAAUCAGAACAUUCUGGAUCGGUUGUUGUGUGAUAGAUCGUCGAUUAUUUGUCUUCAGGAAUUUUGGGUUGGGAAUGAAGAACUUGUUGAUAUGUAUGAGAAGAGAUUAGGUGAUGCUGGUUAUACCAAUUUCAAGCUUGCACGGACAAACAAUCGCGGGGACGGUCUAUUGACUGCUGUCCACAAGGACUAUUUUAGGGUCCUAAACUACAGAGAGUUGCUCUUUAAUGAUUCUGGAGACCGUGUUGCUCAACUGUUACAUGUUGAAUCUGUUGUUCCUUUCUGGCAAAACCGUAACAGCAACAUUCAGCAUCAAAUGCUCAUUGUGAAUACCCAUUUAUUAUUCCCUCACAAUUCCAGUCUGUCCAUUGUUCGAUUACAUCAGGUAUACAAGAUCCUGCAGUAUGUAGAGUCAUAUCAGAAAGAACAUAAGCUUAAUCCCAUGCCCAUCAUACUUUGUGGUGACUGGAAUGGGAGCAAGCGUGGGCAUGUUUAUAAGUUCCUUAGGUCUCAGGGAUUUGUGUCAUCAUACGAUACUGCCCAUCAGUAUACAGACAGUGAUGCAGAUGCACACAAGUGGGUUAGCCACCGGAAUCAUCGUGGAAAUAUAUGUGGCGUAGAUUUCAUAUGGCUUCUUAAUCCCAAUAAGAAUCGGAAACUGCUGAAGACAAGCUGGAAUGAAGCUGUGUUUGGAAUCGUCAAGUAUCAGCUCCGUCAAGCUUCUCUGGCAGAAAAAGAUGCGUUUGCCUUUCUCAAAGCUGAUAGCCCUGGUGAUUACAUAACUUACUCGGGUUUUUGUCAAGCACUCCAUCAGUUGGAAUUAACUACCGAUCCUGAUGGACUAAGUGACCAAGACACGGAUCACUUGUGGGCCGAAGCAGACAGAGAUGGAAAUGGUGUUGUUGAUUAUGAAGAAUUUCAGCAAAGAAUUUGGAAUCCUGCACAGUCGAAGCAGCUAGAGGAAAAUUCCGAACAGGAAAAAGCUGAUGUUAGGAAGGGUCCUGAGAGGCUAGCCAUUGGCUUUGACGUGAAGAAUGCAGUUCUCUUCCCUCCUGAAGUGGAGCAAGGAAUGUGGCCUGAAAACUACUCUCUUUCCGAUCACGCACGACUGACAGUUGUCUUUUCUCCAAGAAAGAUGCCUUCUUCCCAGCCAAUCUGCUGAUAUGAUCACCAGCUCCAUGCCCUUGAUAUUUUUGUAAAGUGGCAGCAAUGAAGAGCUGGAAAAGGAAAAAAAGAAAAAAGAAAAAAAAGAAAGAAAGAAAAUGGUGAAUAGGAAAGGUUUCGAGCAUUUUGUAUAGUUAGCCAAAUGAGAUCUGAAAUUGUAGAAAGUACUCGUGAAUCAUAAAUGUAUAUUCUUCAUUUGGGCUUUUGCUGACAACACUUUAAUGAUGAUGAUUCUUUUGGGCUUGGUAUCUUAC